AUGGUUCAGCUCACUAUAUUUGGAUUGCUUGGACUGGCCUCUCUAGUCGUCAGCGGCCCUCCAUAUUAUGCCAAUCUGACUUGGGAGUCAGCUCGUACACUCUCAAAUUGGUCUAAUCUUACCGUAGAGACCCAGACAGGAACGUUCAUUGGUAUGCUAAAUGAUACCUAUCCCGAUGUCCGGCAAUUUCUGCGUGUCCCUUUUGCCCAGCCUCCUGUUGGGGAUCUAAGAUGGCUGCCUCCACAAAGUCUGCCGAAGUCCUCUAGAAAGAUUGACUCAACGCGCUUCGGGCCGGCUUGCCCGCAAUAUGUUUCCUCGAAUGAUGGCAUAUGGUCCGAGUUCGAGCCGACAAGUCUACUACUUAACAUUGGGGAGUCAGAUAACGAAGGAGCGGUGGCCUGGUCUUCUGCUGAAGACUGCCUUUCGUUAGCUAUUUGGACACCCUCAUACGCUAAUAAGACGUCGAAAUUACCGGUUGCCCUGUUUGUUACUGGUGGUGGUGGGGUGACUGGAGGAAUCGAAGUUCCAUCCCAAUUACCGUCUCACUGGGUGUCACGCUCCCAGGAACACAUUGUGGUGACUAUCAAUUAUAGGCUGAAUAUAUUCGGAAAUCCCAAGUCUAAAGCCUUGAAUGAGACUUCCCUUACUCUGCUAGAUGUACGAGCCGCAGUGGAAUGGGUAUCGCAGAAUAUCAACGCUUUUGGAGGAGACCCCGCCAAUAUCAUGCUUUGGGGACAGUCUCAAGGUGCUGCCCUCACCCACCUUUACACAUUGGCAUUUCCGGACGACCCCCUUGCGGCAAAAUUCGGCAUCAUAUCCCAGCCGCCCUCAGUUACGAUCAAUUUAACAGAGACGAGCGAUGUUUAUGAAGACUUUGAUAUCGUUGCCAAGGGUCUCGGAUGUAAUUAUGGCGAUGAUGUCGACGCUGAACUCGAAUGCAUGCGUCAAGUUUCCUGGGUCCAAAUAGAGGAGUACAUCAAUCGCUACAAUGCUACGCCCUCUAUUGCUUUUAGUAAUUACAUUCCGGAUGAGAGGUAUAUCUUUUCAAACGAGACUGAGCGCUACAUCUCCGGCCAAGUUGCACGUGGACCAGCAAUCCGAUCAGACGCUUCAAGAGAAAUGUCCUCAACAGACCAGGACCAGGUCAAUGAGUCCGAGAGUGAAUGGAUCUGCACGGCUUAUGAUGACUCCAUAUUAAGGGCGAGCUUAGAUCUCAUGACCUAUCGAUACGAGUGGGCGGGCAACUUCUCCAAUAUUAGCCCCGUCUACUAUCUCGGAGCAUUCCACUGGUCAGACCUCUUGAUGAUUUUUGGGACCUACAUGACGGAUGUAGGACAAAUCUCCGACCUUGAGGUCUCCACGUCUGAAGCCAUGCAAGAUUAUAUUUUGGCAUUCCUGAAGGACUCGGCAACAGUCAGUUCCACUGUUGGCUGGCCAGCUUUUGACGCAAACGCGCCACAAGGAGGGCUUAUCCUUGAAUUUGGUAAUAAGACCGUUGUGAAGAACAUAACUGGUGAUUUCCUGGAGGCAGGCUGUUGGAAUUCCUCCAUGCCUUUCCAAAUCUAUGAGCCCAGGGAGAGAGCAUAG
Penicillium cataractarum is the source of this 1587-nucleotide messenger RNA. RefSeq lists its product as uncharacterized. Lineage: Eukaryota; Fungi; Ascomycota; Eurotiomycetes; Eurotiales; Aspergillaceae. The transcript is spliced from 6 exons. The coding region runs from base 1 to 1587 and encodes 528 amino acids. The record is from RefSeq and is a predicted model, not a curated record.